CUUUCAUCUUCACCAUCAUCCCAGAAACUGCUUGUGGAUUUACCAGGCCUCUCUCACGUCGCACAAGAAUCACAAAGACGGGUGACACAGCGUCUAGUUAUUGACACCUGUUUUCUCCUGGAGCCUAAACACGUCCCCGAAUAGCGAUCGUCACGACCCUCAAUCCAUCGAAAAAUUCCUCGCCUGCCUAUACUUGCCGUCUCCUUCCUCUUCGUAUUCUGUCCGCGAGCGGUAAUUCCCCCUUCCGGACAAGAUGGCGACCACCGUGGACAAGAUCAAGGAGAUUGAGUCCGAAAUGGCUCGGACACAAAAGAACAAAGCCACAUCUUUCCAUCUGGGCCAACUCAAGGCCAAACUGGCAAAGUUAAAGAGAGAGUUGUUGACCCCCUCGUCAUCAGGAGGCGGUGGUGGCAGUGGAUUUGAUGUUGCAAGGACGGGUGUCGCUUCAGUGGGAUUCAUCGGGUUCCCUUCAGUGGGCAAGUCGACUCUCAUGAGUCGAUUGACUGGCCAACAUUCCGAAGCCGCAGCCUACGAAUUCACCACCCUGACCACAGUUCCCGGCCAAGUCAUGUAUAACGGCGCGGCCAUCCAAAUGCUCGAUUUGCCCGGUAUCAUUCAAGGCGCCAAAGACGGCAAGGGUCGAGGCCGCCAAGUCAUCGCCGUUGCAAAGACAUGCCAUUUGAUCUUCAUCGUCCUCGAUGUGAACAAACCACUAACCGACAAACGUGUCAUUGAGAACGAACUGGAGGGAUUCGGCAUCCGCAUCAACAAGGAGCCUCCCAAUAUAGUCUUUAAGAAAAAAGACAAGGGCGGAUUGAACAUCACGAGCACCGUUCCUCUCUCCCACAUUGACCAUGACGAGAUCAAGGCCGUCAUGAACGAGUACCGCAUCAACUCGGCCGACAUUGCGAUUCGAUGCGACGCCACCAUCGAUGACUUGAUUGACGUUUUGGAAGCCAAGAGUAGAAGUUACAUACCGGUCAUUUAUGCUCUCAACAAGAUUGACUCCAUUUCAAUUGAAGAGUUGGAUCUGUUAUAUCGCAUUCCUAACGCUUGCCCCAUCAGCUCCGAACACGGCUGGAACAUCGAUGAACUGCUCGAGCUGAUGUGGGAGAAGCUUCAGCUCAAACGGGUGUAUACCAAGCCAAAGGGCAAGCAGCCAGAUUACUCUACCCCGGUGGUUUUGAGAAGGAAUGCCUCAACUGUCGAAGAUUUCUGCAACUCCAUCCACAAGUCCAUUCUUGAGCAGUUCAAACACGCCAUUGUCUAUGGCCGUUCAGUCAAGCAUCAACCUCAACGGGUUGGCCUGCAACAUGAACUGGCGGAUGAGGACAUCGUCACUAUUGUUAAAAAGUGAUGCGUUAGACCGACCACAGCAUCUGCCUAUCACCUGAUGUCGUCUCGAAUGCUGCACCAUGGCUAGACUGAGGCAUGUUCGAGGUUUGAGAUCGUCCGCCAUGGGUCCAUAUUCCGCUCGAUGAGGCUAGAUGGCUGGACUUCCGCUCAUCCCCCCGCGCCGGAUUUCGACCCUUUAUCCGUCGCCUGUGAUCAGCACUAGGGUCUGCGUCCGUUACAGUACCCACGAGUACCUCAAAAAGGACAUGUUCGAAAGGACCAUGCUUGAACAGUCUGGACUCUGGGCUCUUCUUGCUUGGCUUGGGCUCCACGCUUCUCUCGUCUCAGCAUUCUUUUCCUGGUCGAGAGUACGGGCGUAUCCUGGUCGUCGCUUUGAAGCGCCACUGAAAGCGUGCGUACGACGCUCAUCUCUCCGGAAACCAGUCUGCAUGAGAUCAAGCGGACGUGUCUCAGUGUGACCACGGCGAGUUGGAACAAAGUUCCAGCCGUACUCCGAAAAACACAAUACUCCGUAGAAUCGCUGCGAAUCUGUGGUGGAACCCCUCGGUUGGCUCAAGGUGGUUGUGGAGCAGGCAAGGAUGAGGAAAAUGUCUCUUUGUUGCGCCUCAGACAGAGAAUGAUAUACAAACGCCGCCAUUGCCAGACCUCGUUGGAGAGACUUGGACGUAUCUGGGAAGCUGUGUGAAUUCAAGAGCUGCACAAGCCGGAUCGUCGAAAGCACCCUCAACAGGUCCAAGUAUUCCCGUUACACGAGCGUAAGCCUCGACAAAUUCAAGAGCGCGCGACAACACUUUGAGUGUAGAGCGAGCAACGUUGGGGAGAUUUGACGAGAAUCUGAAACAGCCAUUGGCUGCCACGAGGCGCCGUUUUCGUGUACAGGCUGCAUGAUUGACAACGUCCUGCAGCCGUACACGAGCAGCCAAAACGCUACCACAGUGCAGGUGCAGGAUCUUCGAUGCAUACAGUACCGCGUACAUGCAGAUGUCAAACUCGUGGACCUGGAUUUUGACAGUUCCAUCCCCCGCAGCUCCUUGUCUGUGCAUCCUCCGCUCCAGCUGGAAGUGGCUUGAACAGGGCACUACAGCUGCACUCAAGGUCUAGGGAUCUCAACCGACGCUCCGAGCCACAAGGCCCACAGAGAGACAUCCCUGGCUUGGAUACAACACCCCUGCUGAAGUUCGCAGAAGCACCCUCCCGCAGCCGCCCGAAGGAACCCCCGUCAUAGUCUCAACGUUUCUGGCUAGGAUUAUACAAAGUCUCUCUUUGCCAGCAGAGGAGGUUCUGGUUUUGAGGAUACUGUUGACUGCUGAGGCCAAACCACAGUUCACCAGGCCAGGAUCAGCACCCAGCAGCUGUAGGCCGACAUGUGAAAACGCCGGAAAUUCAGUGAAAGCCAUGAACACGAACGAAGCGGGGAACCACCGUUGCAGAUGAACGCAUUGAGCGACGCUGCUCACCCUGCUGCUUAUUUCCGUCUAAACGUCACGUAACAGGGACUCACAUCUUGCAUAUUCUCAACAGGCAAUUGCCCAGCUACCAGUUUGUGGAGAAAAUGCAAAGGUCCCUCGCGCAAGCCCCAAUGAGCUUCACUGAUCAUUUUCCUUGCCUCAUCAUAAAGCAUUAAUGAUUGAUCUUGUCCUUCCCUUUGUGAGCAACGAAUAGCUUUGCCAUGCUCACACAUGUCCCUGUG
Molecule: messenger RNA, 3046 nt
Organism: Exophiala xenobiotica
Lineage: Eukaryota; Fungi; Ascomycota; Eurotiomycetes; Chaetothyriales; Herpotrichiellaceae
Product: ribosome-interacting GTPase 1
Exons: 3
Coding region: 254-1357 (367 amino acids)
Biological process (GO): cytoplasmic translation
Cellular component (GO): cytoplasm
Molecular function (GO): GTPase activity; GTP binding
Source: RefSeq, a predicted model, not a curated record